UUCGCAUACACGACAUCUGUUCUGGAAAAGAAAAAUUUUUGAAUAUUAAUUAAAAAGAAAGACUAAACACUUGGUUAAUUGCUUUUGCCUUCUAUAAAUUAAUUGACAUUACUCAAAUCAGAACACGGAUUAACAGUUAAUCAUUAACUUCAAACAUUAGAAAAUUCCUGACAUGGAAUCUCAAGGGAAACAAACCGCAGUAGAGAUCGCACUAAAUAAUCCGAUGAUUUUAACAGAAAUAUUGCAACGGAGGUCCACCCCAUUGAAAGAUUGUCGACUAGUUUGUCACUUUUGGAACGACAUGGUCCUCAACCUCCCAAAUACGAGACUCGCGUUACGACCGGUGAAGAAGGACAAAAACAGACAUAUUUUAAACGAUCCGUUUCCCUUCUUCGCGACAUGUUUCGCAUUGGAUGAUCGACUGGCGAAACAGAUCAGCGCCACGUGUUCCACGGAUUUGGCCGACCCCACCCGAUGCAUUGACUCCUUUGCCACCACACUCAUGCACACAUGUGACAAAUUUAGCGACCUCGUCCAAAUUUUGGAGAUUUCGGUCGACUAUGAAGAAUGUCUAAAGACAGUGUAUCAAGUUUUGAGAAAUUGUUGCCCAAAUUUGAAGCAGUUGCGAAUUGGAUUUACUUUUAGCCCAUAUAGGAGGAAAAGGAGUCGCGGGUGCGAAAUUCUGCCGGAACCGCUGCCUGAACCAAAAUCAAAUUUGACCUUGUUGGCAGUCAGUUCGAACCGGGUGACCCCAUUUCUCACCAAUCUGAUUAAGGUGAUUGUCGCUGCCUCGCCGAACUUGAGGAAUGUCACUCUUCCGUGGGGAUUCUUUCCAGAUUUUGCAAAUUCUAAGCGUCUCGACACAUUACUGAUCGUAUUAGAUGGCCCUCAAAUAAUUGAUAUCGCCCGAGAAGACGGCAACCUGUCGGAACUCUCACGAAUAUUGGCUCAAGUCGGUGAUCAACUGGUCAGGUUGACUUUCUGUGAUUACUUAAGGAAGGAAGAUGUACUCCUAAUAGAUUUUGGGAACUUGAAUCCAACCGGAUUCCGAUUGCCGACAAGAAAGAUGUUGAAAUUAAAAAAGUUUAGGAACCAGAUGGCUGACAUUUUUCAGUGCGACGAUCUCUUGCGGAAUAUCGAAAGUCUGCCCGUCCUGGAAACGUUGGUAAUUGGAAAGGUGUCGAUAAAGUCGAACUGUGUGGAUGAAAUUUUGCGAAACAUUUUUCACUCGGGCAAGAUUUUCCAAACCAUGAAGAACUUGAAGAUUUUCGAGAUGCAUGAACCCACACUUUUGGAUGGACUGAAGACAGCUUUUCCCAACUUGGAGAGCUUGGAGGUGAAAACGUUUAGCAGGACGGAUUUCCGCGGAGACGUGAGUCGGAUGGAGUUGAGCGUGGUACUCGACGCAUUUGGGCGAUGGGAGGGUUUAAAACGCUUGCUUUUGAGGGUGACGGUAUUUCCAGACAAACUGGUUAAUGUGAUCCGGGCUCUGUUGGAGGGCAAAGAAUUGUAUAAAGAGCUUAAAAUGUUUGAAACUGGAAUUUUGAAAUUUGAAAACAAUGUUACGAGACACGAGCUGACAACGGAGGAGAUGGAUCUGUUUAAACAAUUGCUCUUGGCGAUGAAUAGAAUGAACAAGGUUAUCAUUCACAAUCUUCCCUUGGGUGAAGAAUCUCUAAAAACUAUAUCAGAUUUUAUGGUGUCAAACAAAUUGGCCGUGCCAAAGUUUAGGAUAUCUAAAGGGGGAUCGACGAGGUUUGGAAUAGGAAUUUGAUUUUCUGCUCAGAAUCGACGAAACUAGGGAUUUUGGUUUAUAUGGAUUAUCAUUAUCAAAAUUUAUGGCUUUGUGAGGUUUACGCAAAUAUGUGGGUGUGUUUAUGGAUAAAUUUUUUGUAUGUUCAAAGUUGGUACAUAAAUCUGACUCUUUAUAAAAAUAUA
Messenger RNA from Folsomia candida, 1938 nucleotides. RefSeq lists its product as uncharacterized. The record is from RefSeq and is a predicted model, not a curated record. The coding region runs from base 173 to 1774 and encodes 533 amino acids. The transcript is spliced from 5 exons. NCBI's taxonomy places the organism in Eukaryota, Metazoa, Arthropoda, Collembola, Entomobryomorpha, Isotomidae.